AUGCAUUUUGCUCUGCCUUCAUUCGUUAGUACAGUUCGUCUGCGACAUAAAAUCGGAAGCAAGAUCAGAAAACUAUGUGGUAGAUUAACUGAGAUAGAGAAUGACCACCUUGUAUUAACUUUAUGCCACUUGAGACCAUAUGACCAAGAAGACAAGACUACUGUCAACAUAAGGCAGACUUCGCCGCUGAUUGAUCUUGAUGUUGUCGGCACAGAGAUUGAGGAUAGCACAAGAAAAAUAGUUAAUACAAUCUUUUCACAUGAGGAUAACUUCAAAGUUAUUGCAGUAACUGGAAUGGGAGGGAUUGGUAAGACUACACUAGCUCAGAGGGUUUAUAACCACGUGAAAAUUAGAAAUUUCUAUCCUACCGCCAUAUGGAUAUGCGUUUCACGGAAGUUCUCUGAGGUGGAAUUAAUACAGGAGAUAAUCCGGCAGGCACGAGGAGACUAUGGACAGGCCAAAACAAAAGCUGAACUUCUACCGAUCAUGGCCAACACAGUAGCCCAUAAAUGCUUAUUUCUUGUUCUAGAUGACGUUUGGAGUGUAGAUGUGUGGAAUGCAUUGCUCUGCACUCCCUUGCAUAUUACUUCCAGGUGCGGAUGUGUCCUAGUAACCACUAGGCAUCAAGAUGUCGCAAGAGGUAUUAAAGCAGUGUAUACUCAUGAGGUUCAGAAGUUACACACCAGUUCAAGCCUGGAGCUACUUUGGAAGAAAGCAGGGGUGGAUAGAAAGAAAGAUGUUGACAUGUUGAUGAAAAUAGGGAAAGAAAUUGUUCAAAAAUGUGAUGGUCUUCCCCUUGCUAUCAAACUGAUUGGUAGUCUCUUGGCAAGGAAGGAUAAGAAUCCAAGACAAUGGAGCGAUGUUCUUAGAAGAAGAUUAUGGAACAUGAAGGAGCUACCAGGAGAGCUGAAAGAGGCAUGGGGUGCCCUAUACUUGAGUUACGACGAUUUGCCACCACAUCUAAAACAAUGUUUUUUGUCCUUGUCACUCUUUCCUGCAGAUUAUGAUCUUGCUAUUUGGGAUCUGCGUGCACUAUGGGUGGCUGAAGGAUUUUUACACCCAAAGGGGCAGUUCAUACCUGAGGAACUGGCUGAACAUUGUUAUGCCGAGUUAGUAAGUAGAAGCCUCUUGCAGCCAGUUGCCCUCUACGCUGACCAACGUAAAUGCAGAAUGCAUGAUCUUCUCCGGUCUCUUGCUCAAUAUCUAUCACGAGGUGAAAGCUGGUAUGGAGAUCCAAGAAAAAUGGAUGCCUAUUCCAUGUCAAAACUUCGCCGCUUAUCCAUUCUUAUGGAUGAAGAGGUAGAGGAGGAGGCAGUUCCCCUCGCACGAUCACAGGCAAAGAAUUUAUCCUUGAGGACGCUGAUGUUGCUGGAGGGAACUUCAAUCUUUCAAAAGGAAGCAAUGUUCACUUUUCCAUGCCUUCGGGUAUUGGUCCUCAAUGGUAAAGGGAUCAAGAACCUUCCAAGCACCAUAGGAAGUGUACUUCACUUGCGCAUGCUUAAUCUCAAUUAUACUAGCAUAGACAGCCUACCAACAUCCAUUGGCUCUCUAAAGAACCUGCAGAUCUUGUAUCUAAUAAGAUGCUUGUGUUUGCAUAGCCUUCCUGCUAGUAUCACUCAGCUUCAUGACCUCAGAUGUCUUGGUCUCAAUGGUACUCCUGUGACACACGUUCCAAAAGGAUUGGGAAAACUGAAACUUCUCAAUGACAUUGGUGGAUUUGUGGCAGGUGGGCACAAAACAUGUGGCACCGAAUUGCAGGAAGGAUGGGGCUUGGAAGAGCUAGAGCCUUUGGCCCAACUAAGGUGGCUUUCCAUAACUAGGCUGGAGAGAGCAAUGAUCUCGACAACAAUGCUCAAAAGCAAAUGCUUCCUUAGGCACCUGAUCUUGUCAUGUUCUACUAUGCUAUAUGAGAAAUCAUCUUUUGCAGAGGUCAGUACAAUUGAGGCCAUCUUUGAGGAGCUGUUCCCACCACCUUCAUUGGAGAAGCUACAGCUAAUCAACUUUCAUGGGAAAAGCUUUCCAGGAUGGCUCAUUUCUUCCUGUAUGGAAACCAAUCUACCUUGCAUAGAAUAUAUACAUCUCAUCGGUUGCUCCUUUUGCACACAACUUCCACCAUUUGGACAACUGCCCCAACUGAGAUACCUCAAUAUUGAGGAUGCAUUAGCCAUUGUUAAAAUUGGCAGAGAGUUUAUUGGCAUGCAUGUAGUUUCAGCCGCCUUCCCGAAGCUUGAAUACCUUACAUUCAAUGGAAUGCCCAAUUGGGAAGAAUGGUCAAUGACUGAGAAUGAAGAACAAGAACCUCUCAUGGAACUAUUAUCAAUGCCUCAUUUGAUUGAGCUUCAGGUCUUGGGUUGCCCAAAGUUAAGAGCUCUUCCGAAGAGUCUGCAAAAUAUCACAAGCAUCCAAACUAUUGGUAUCACUAGAUCCCAUCAUCUCACUUGUAUUAGGAACUUCCCUUAUCUGCAUAAACAACUUGUUAUUGAGAAGAGUAGUGGACUAGAAAUAAUCUCUAACCUCCCUACUCUGAAUAAGCUGAUCAUAACUGACCUGGUCGCACUGAAGCAUAUUGAACAUUUGCCUGCACUUCAAUAUCUGGAGUUAUGCAGUGGUUCAUUGGACAAACUACCAGAAUGGUUGCAAGGUCUUGCUCGCACAAAUCAAAACCUCGCAAAUGACUUCCACCUGACAUUGAGAUGCACCAUCACUAUGAUGCAAAGAUGUGUGAGAGAGGGCCCAGACUGGACUACCAUCAGGUGUUUUCCACAUGUUACUGCCUACACACAUGACAGGUCAGCAGUAUUGGAAUACAACCAGAAAACUGGGUAUUAUUUCACCAACCUACAAUAG
This is a messenger RNA of Oryza brachyantha (malo sina), 2847 nucleotides long. RefSeq names its product putative disease resistance protein RGA3. Bases 1 to 2847 code for a protein of 948 amino acids. Gene Ontology annotation, molecular function: ADP binding. The transcript has a single exon. The record is from RefSeq and is a predicted model, not a curated record. NCBI's taxonomy places the organism in Eukaryota, Viridiplantae, Streptophyta, Magnoliopsida, Poales, Poaceae. Gene Ontology annotation, biological process: defense response to other organism.